UUUUAUCAACACAAGAAUACGAUCAUGAAGCUCGUCUGGUCGCCGGAAACUGCCUCUAACGCUUACAUCCACACCGUUAGAUCAUGUAAAAGCUACGGAGAAUCGAGUGUGGCGGAGUUCUUAUCGGCUACAGCGGCGGGAUGGAACACUAGGCUGAUCGUCGAGACUUGGUCACGUGGAGAUCCGAUCGCAACCAGCGUCGGACUCGCCGUGGCGGCGAUUCACACAUGUGGAAGACACGUGUGCAUAGUUCCUGACGAAGAGUCAAGGUCUGAGUACGAGGCGGUGAUGAAAGGAGCCGUUAAGAGUGAAUCAACAGAAGUUAUGGUCUUAGGUUCGGCGGAGGACGUGGUGGAGAGAAUUUCCGGCGUGGAUUUCAUGGUGGUUGAUUCGAAACGCCACGAGUUCGUAAAGGCGUUGGGAUUAGCGAAAACAAGCAAAAUGGGCGCCGUUUUGGUGUGCAAAAACGCCACGCAGAAAUCUAUCCCUGGGUUUAAAUGGCACGGUGUUUUGAGUCGAGGCACACGUGUCGUGAGAUCGGUGUUCUUACCCGUCGGGAGAGGAUUAGAGAUCGCACACGUGGGAGCCAGUGGUGGUGGUAAUGAUUUGAAGAAGAUUCCUAGCCGUUGGAUUAAACAGAUUGAUCCUCGAUCUGGAGAGGAACACUUGUUUAAGCGAGCAUCAUCUAAAGCAAAAGGAAAAAGGAUCCAAUAUCCGGUCGAUAAUGUCGAUCGGAUAAGCAUGCUUCCGGAUGAAUUGCUACAAAAGAUCCUUUCGACACUAUCGACUAAAGAUGCCGUGACAACAAGCUCCUUGUCGAAAAGAUGGGUGGAUCAGUGGAAGUGGAGACCACAUCUCUCCGUGGGCAUGAGAAAUAUUUCGAGAACAAACCCGACGAGCCGUCUUCGUGAAUUAUCUCUCCGCGUUGCUGAAUCAAUGACGAGGACUAUAGACAAUCAUCGUGGCCGCCUAGAGAGCUGCACAAUCAGCCAUUUCUUAUUCCAAUGUAAAGAUGGUACGCUCGAUAGGUGGGUCCAAACAGUGACUCAUGAGAAACAAACCAAAGAGCUCACUCUUGUCAACUAUAUAGGUUGCAUGGGACCUUUCGGUGGAUAUAAUAGGCUUUACUUGUCCCCAAGUACAUUCUCUCAUCCUAGCCUCACUUCACUGUCACUUACUCGAUAUAAGUUAACAGAGACAGCCUUCAAGAACUGCUCUAAUCUUAAGACCCUCAAGCUUUUUGACAUCAUGUCCGAUGUUAGUGUCCUUAGCAUAGUUUUCAAAGCUUGCUCCUCUCUUGAGGUGCUUGUUUUGCAAAUCACAUGCUUAAACCUUGGAUGUGUGUUGAAGAUCGAGAACAAGAAUUUACAAGUCUUGCAAGUGACUUGCCCUACUCUGAUAAAUAAGAUGGAAGUGAAUGCACCUCGUUUGGAGAUUCUUGACAUCAAAUAUAUCUAUUGUGAUAGCUUCUUACUUGAUGCACCUAAAAUCAUGUUUAAUAGAGAUUAUUGGUUUGGUGCGAUUAGUGUCCCUCAUAUUAGCUACCAUAUAUCAAGUCUUGCUCAGGAUAAAAAAAGAAUUUGGCUUGAGCUUUUGGUGAGCCAAUUUUUUAAUAUGAAACGGUAUGGAUCCUUAUCAGUGAGUGUCGACUUGAGAAAUCCUAACGAACUCGAGAUUUUGAUGGAAGUUUUACUUUUGUGGAAUGAAGAAAUGAAGGAUCUAGAGAUCAUCUUCAAGAACAACAAUGCUCCUAGAGAAGAAGGUGAAUCUUCUAUCAAUGGUGGAGCACGUAACAAAUGGUUGGAUGGUGAAAAACCAUUUCCAGAUGCUUUCUUCCGCGUUCGUACUGUAUGGAUGUAUAAUUUCGAUGGUUCCAAUGAAGAGGAAUUUGCAUUAGCUUCACGUUUUGUGACACAAGGAACAGUGAUUGAUAAGUUGAUGAUAGAGACAUCGACGUAUCCUCCAGUGAAGCAGUUAAUGACAGAAGCAAAAGUGGCCAAGCUAAUGGAACUUCCUAAAGGUAACGAUUACUUUACUAUCGAAUGCUUUUGAUGAUGAGUUUUGGUUCGAAUCUAUCCAUUGGUACUCUUUCCUUUAUUACUUCGAGGAUUAUAUGGUUUUAAAUUUCAACAACUAUGUUUUUGGUAUUUGUUCUCUAUUUUUAAUGUGACAUCUGGAUAUUUGAUGUUUUGAUAUGUAUUGGUUUGGAUAUUAUCUGGUUUUAUCUUAUUGUGUUUCUGUUUUGGUCAAAUGGGAUUAUGUUAUAAGAUCUGAUUCAAACAAAAGAGUAGGAGGAUU
Arabidopsis arenosa is the source of this 2298-nucleotide messenger RNA. NCBI's taxonomy places the organism in Eukaryota, Viridiplantae, Streptophyta, Magnoliopsida, Brassicales, Brassicaceae. The record is from the annotation of a GenBank genome assembly.